This is a messenger RNA of Gasterosteus aculeatus aculeatus (three-spined stickleback), 422 nucleotides long. NCBI's taxonomy places the organism in Eukaryota, Metazoa, Chordata, Actinopteri, Perciformes, Gasterosteidae. The record is from RefSeq and is a predicted model, not a curated record.
GCCCUCGCGAACGUUUUCGUGAUGACGUAGAACCAGGAAGUAAAAAGUCGGAACGAGCUCCGCCUUCAUGCCACAACAUGUCGGUUUCCAACCCGAGACAAACGUUUUCUAUCCCGGCGAUUCCUUUCGCUGGGACCAUCCUGGGCGGGCUGCUGCCGGGCGAGAUGGUUCUCGUUCAGGGCUCCGUGCCGCCUGGGGCCCACAGGUUCCAGGUGGACUUCCUGUGCGGCAGCAGCGUGAAGCCGAGGGCCGACGUGGCUUUUCACUUCAACCCGAGGUUCAAGAGGUCUCCGAGCGUCGUCUGCAACUCUCUGCAGAAGGAGCGCUGGGGUCCGGAGGAGGUCCUCCACACGGGGGCCCUCAGGCCCGGGGAGACCUUCGAGCUCGUCGUCCUCGUCCUCAAGGAUGCCUUCAAGGUCAGA